AUGGCCGCCCAUGACCCAGUCCCGGUGGAGGAUAUCGACUAUGAAGCUUUACCGCCCAAUUUCACAGCCUUGGAGAACAUGUUGGCUGGUGGAUUUGCCGGAGUCGCCGAACACUCUGUCAUGUAUCCAGUCGACAUGCUGAAGACUCGCCUCCAAAUACUAAAGCCCGCCGAAGGCGGCCUGUACACCGGCAUGCACCAAGCGUUUUGGAAGAUACGGAGGAUAGAAGGACUCAGGUCGAUGUGGAAAGGUGUCUCAAGUGUGAUCGUCGGGGCUGGUCCGGCGCAUGCCCUCUACUUUUUGACCUACGAGGCGGUGAAGCAUGCCAUGGGAGGAAACAAUUCAGGCCAUCAUCCACUCGCAGGAGCUGUCAGUGGGGCUUGCGCAACGAUUGCCAGUGACGCUUUGAUGAACCCGUUCGAUGUCAUUAAACAGCGCAUGCAGGUCCAUGGCUCGAUGUACAGGUCAAUACGGCAGUGUACGAAAUCAGUCUACAAGAACGAGGGCCUCCGGGCAUUCUACAUCUCGUAUCCAACGACGAUAAGCAUGACCGUUCCAUUCACCGCGCUGCAGUUCUCGGCUUACGGCUCCAUCUCGCAAUAUCUCAACCCUUCACGAGAUUACAACCCUACGACGCAUAUAGUUGCCGGCGGGCUGGCGGGAGGCUUGGCCGCAGCAUUGACAACACCCUUGGAUGUCAUCAAGACUUUGCUGCAAACUAGAGGUACUGCGAAAGAUAAUGAGCUGAGACAUGCGAAAGGAAUGUUCGAUGCAGCGGCCAUUAUCAAAAGACAACAUGGAUACGGGGGCUUUUUCCGUGGUCUACAACCAAGAAUCCUGACGACGGUACCUAGCACUGCUAUAUGCUGGAGCUCGUAUGAGUUGGCUAAGAAUUAUUUCAUCCGUCAUAACGACGAGCUAUGA
Letharia columbiana is the source of this 924-nucleotide messenger RNA. RefSeq lists its product as uncharacterized. Gene Ontology annotation, biological process: iron import into the mitochondrion. Bases 1 to 924 code for a protein of 307 amino acids. Lineage: Eukaryota; Fungi; Ascomycota; Lecanoromycetes; Lecanorales; Parmeliaceae. Gene Ontology annotation, cellular component: mitochondrial membrane. The record is from RefSeq and is a predicted model, not a curated record. The transcript is spliced from 8 exons. Gene Ontology annotation, molecular function: ferrous iron transmembrane transporter activity.